AUGUCUGCAUUUCUCGACAAGUUGAAGGUUUCGAAAAGCGAAGGAAUGUCUGGUUUGGGAGCAGACCAAGGCGCUUUGAGAGACAAACUGGAAGCUUCUGACUCGCUGACCUCCCACGCCGAAAAUGGGAAUGAGCCAGGAACCCGCGGCAGAGACGAAAUUGGCAGUGGCAAGGGUCAAGAGCUAGACCGAGUACCCAAUACCUUUGGAGGCCCGUCCUUUGGUCGGACCAGCACAAUCCCAAGGCACGAGUCCGAAGCACUGAACAAGGUGGACCCCCGAAUUGGGUAUGACGGCGAUGAGAUACGUCGGGAGGAGCUGAAGCAGUAUGAGUCCAAGUAUGGCGGACCCUCUGGUGAUAUCUCUGACACACACUUGCGUGGGACGGACAUGGCGGGUAUUGGCCCAGAUCAGAGUGUACUCGGCCAAAAACCCGACUUUCGAGAGAACCCGCAAGGGUAG
Fonsecaea nubica is the source of this 462-nucleotide messenger RNA. RefSeq lists its product as hypothetical. The record is from RefSeq and is a predicted model, not a curated record. Lineage: Eukaryota; Fungi; Ascomycota; Eurotiomycetes; Chaetothyriales; Herpotrichiellaceae. The transcript is spliced from 2 exons. Bases 1 to 462 code for a protein of 153 amino acids.